AUGUUGCUAACGCCGUGGCUCGCAGACUUCUUCGCUCACAGCAACUACUGCGAGCUUUCCCUCAUCGAGAUGGGCGAGCGUGAUGUGUUCCCUCACGUCGGCCGUGACACUCGGAUCAGACUCAACGGAGCUAGAGACGAGGUCUACCCGAUUGUCACUGGUACCUUUGGCGGUGUUGACUUCCUCCACUCCGUCACUGGUGAAGUCUCCGACAAGCUUACCCAGAACGAGAUCGAGGAGCUCGAGGGUACCCUCCAGGAGAGCAAGAACAACGACACUAGCAUUCUGCGAAACCUCUUGGACAUGAUUCCCGAUGGUAUCUUCGGCGGUAAGCACCAGAGCAACCGUGUGGACGAGCUCCAGAGCAACGCCACCUCCUCGCAGCUCCAGAACAUGCAGGUCUCUCCCAGAGAGCCUGAGGAGUACACUCGCUACAUCCAGGAUGUCUUUAGGCAGAUCAUGCCUGCCAUCGAGUUCCACGACGAGAUCCUGCAGGGAAUCACCGAGGCCGUCGAGAAGAUCCCGGUCCUGCCCAAGAUCCUGGAGCAGCUCGAGGAGCAGCUGUCCAAGUUUGUCUUCUCCGUCAUCGCCCCCUUCAUCCUCCCCGUCAUCAACCAGAUCCGCAACGAGCUCCGCACCGGCUCGGCCGAGAUCAUUGAGAGCAGUGAGAGGGAGCAGCACAUCGUCUUCGAGGAUGACCGCAGCACUGACCCUACUCACUCCAUGCUGUCCAAGGACCACUUCACCAACAUUCUGAACGAGGUCGCCGGCCGUUGCGCUGCCAAGACGCUCCACUGGGUUGUCCCCCAGCUUAUGGAGGCCAUUGAUGAUGAGAACGUCGAUAUCAACCGCACCCUGAACCGCAUCAUCUUUGGCGUUAUGCACCACCCCGCCCAGCGCGACAUGGGCGAGGAUGGCGCCCGUGAAGGACGUCAGAAGAUCUUCCAGUUCGUCGAGGAGUGGUGGAACGCCAUGGACAGGCGCCAGCAGGACGACUACCGCCGCAAGCUGAGCCGCGAGGGCGUCGAGCGCGGCGAGAACCACAAGGAGGGCGUCCACGACACCGGCCACGGUCACGGCUGCAGCGGCAAGCUUCACAUGCGCAAGCAGUUUGGCGAGCCCACGACCUGGGAGGACAAGGUUGCCGACAAGGCUGCUGGUGCCAUUCUCGAGGGUGUUUCUGGCGGAAUCGCCGGCCUCGUCGAGCAGCAGACCGGAGUCAAGGUUCCCAAGUACAAGCACCAGGAGGAGCAGGAGGAGAGCAGCGGUGGCGCUGGCGGCCUGAUUGGAUCCAUCCUCGGCGGUGUCUUCAAGAAGGACGAGAAGGAGACUCAGCACAGCAGCCGCCGUGACGACGACGGCGGUUACACCGAGACCACGACCGAGUACGGCCACCACGGCAACAAGUACGGUCAGGCCGAGUACAGCGAGACCCAGUACCCCGGCGGCGGCGGUCGCUCCGAGUACCGCAGAUACGAGCAGGAGGACAGCCACGGCGGACGCCAGACCAGCGGCCAAGAGUACGAGCAGACCACGGAGACCAGACCCUCCUACGGCGGCGGUUACGAACAGCGCACUGAGACCCACCGAUAUGAGGGCAACACCGAGUCCGGUUACAGCGGUGGUCGCCGUGACGACAACGAGGGCGGCUACGGCGGCCGUCGCCAAGAGGAAAGCAGCUAUGGCGGCGGCUACGGCGGCGGACGCCGGGACGACAACGAGAGCAGCUAUGGCCGCCAAGAGCAGAGCAGCUACGGUCGCCAAGAGGAGAGUGGCUACGGCCGUCAGGAGCAGAGCUACGGCGGUGGCCGUCGCGAGGAUGAGGGAGGAUACGGCGGCGGCGGUCGUCGUCAGGAGGAGAGCAGCUACGGCCGUCAGGAGGAGAGCUACGGCGGUGGACGCCGUGAUGACAACGAGAGCAGCUAUGGUCGCCAGGAGGAGCACCACGGCGGCCGACGCCGCAACGACGACGAUGACGAGCGUCGCGAGGAGGGCGGCGGCGGCUUCGGUGACUUCAUUGGCAAGGUCGCGGAGAGCUUUGGUGACAACAACAACAACAACCGCAGAUGGUAG
Molecule: messenger RNA, 2073 nt
Organism: Colletotrichum spaethianum
Lineage: Eukaryota; Fungi; Ascomycota; Sordariomycetes; Glomerellales; Glomerellaceae
Exons: 3
Coding region: 1-2073 (690 amino acids)
Source: RefSeq, a predicted model, not a curated record